This is a messenger RNA of Spodoptera littoralis (African cotton leafworm), 3315 nucleotides long. Lineage: Eukaryota; Metazoa; Arthropoda; Insecta; Lepidoptera; Noctuidae. The record is from the annotation of a GenBank genome assembly.
AUGUAUAAUGGUAUUGGUUUGACGACGCCACGAGGCUCUGGUACUAACGGAUAUGUGCAAAGAAACUGGGCGGGAGUGCGGAAAACCAAAGAUUCAGUGAAUUAUCGCACUGAGGAAGAAAUAGCCAAGUUGGAUUCUGCGUCAAACAAACAGCCGAACCGGGAGAUUCUUGAUCAUGAGAGGAAAAGGAAGAUUGAGGUGAAAUGUGCAGAACUCGAAGAUAGUUUGGAGGAACAGGGGUUGCCGAAGGAGGAGAUCGCGGCGCGAGUGGCUGCCUUCAGAGCGAAGAUCUCCACCACCAGCACUGGAGAAAAGGACGUGCCGAGGGACGAAUUCGGGAGAGUUGCCGUUCGCGAGACGCACGCGGUGGCCGAAGCCCAGCAGGAGAAGAACGCUCGGCUGCGUGACGCGUUCGGUAUCUCGCCGCGGUUCGUGGAGGGCUCCAGCUUGGACCCCGAGCGACGCGCGCGCGAGCACGCGCAGCGCUACCCGCUCGUGCGCACGCCCAGCCACGAGCGCGACGGGAGAGACCCGCACCCACCAAAGAGGAAGAAAAAGAGAAGUACAUCACCAGAUGGCAAGAAGCUGAAGAAGAAAAAGUCAAAGAAAAAUAAAAAGGAGAAACAAGAAGCGAGCAAGAAAAAGAAGAAGCGCUCCAAGUCACCACCAGAGUCCGACAGCUCGAGUAGCUCGGAGGGGGCACAGGACAGCGACUCCGCAUCCUCGGACGAUGAACGACACAAAAAGAAAAAGAAGAAAAAAUCGAGCAGUCGACGACGCGGCAGCAGUGAAGCUUCGAGUCGUGACAGUUCCCCAGUAAAAUACCCAAAAGAGAAGAAUCGUGAUCGAGAUAGAGAAAGAGAAAGGGAUAGGGAUCGCGAUCGCUCCGUUGAAGACAGAAAUAAUGACAUUCAGCACAGAAAAGUAGACCGAGAGGAGAGAAACAAGAAGUACGACAAACGUGACGAGCCUCCACCGCGGGAGUCCCGCCACACUGAUAGGCGACGACAACACUCCUCCUCAGAGGACAGAGACUCCUCGCCAGAGUACCGACAGAGGUCCUACAUUACUAAAAUAGAAAACAAGAAGCGAGAGCCUUCUGUAGAAUCAGACAGAGAGAAACGAAAGAGUUCCAAGCGAUCGAAACGUGACCGCCAGCGGUCUUCCCCGGAAUCUGAAUCAGAACCCGCUCCCAAAGGCAGGUCCGAGAAGAGAAGCAAGAAACACUACUCUAGGGAAUCCAGCUCCUCUCCACCACCGGAAAAGAGGCGACGAAAGAGUCCCUCUCAGGAAUACAGAAAGCGGAACGAAGAUACUUACUACAACAAGAAAGAAACUAUCAAAGAAAAUAACAAAAACCAUAGAGACGACAGAGAAGAACGUAAAGCUUCCAGGAGAAGUGAAUCCCCAGACGACAGAUACAGCCGGCGCGAGAACUCCCACCCCAGGAGGAAGGAAAAAGAUAACAAAUAUGAAAAGAAUCAUAAGAAUAAUCAUGAUAAUUAUGAAGAUACUUCAUCUAAACGAAAAUUUAGAGACGUGUCUGAAGACAAACCACGGAGGAAGAAGGACAGGAGUGUUUCUAGAGAUAAAAGAGACUCUUCCUCGGAAUACAAAGAAAAGUCGCCUGUCCACAAAAGUUCUAAGAACAGAGAAUCUCGAAAAGAGGAGAAAUCGCUAAAACGACCCGAAAGAAAGUACUCGUCAUCCGAGUCCGAGUCAGAACCAGCUCCUAAACAUAAAUCAGAUAAAAGUAAAAACAAAGCUCGCUACUACAAAGAGAGGAGCGAGUCCCCACCACAGAGAGAACAUCGGAAACGAAGCCGUUCCUCUGAACACAAGAGGAAAGAAUCCCCUCCGGCUAAAAGCAAAGGUGACAAACACAAGAGUCGGAAAUUAGAAAGUAAACGUGAAAGCAGUAAGCCCACCAGGAAGUCCCCUUCACCAGAAGAACGAUCUCGGCGCAAACCGUCACCAAGUCGGUCUAAAUCUCCAACACCACGCAAAAGCUCAAAAAAGGACAAACGAAAGAGUGUAACACCGGUUAAGAAAAGCAAAAAGUCGUCAGAGCGAGGCACCACGGACCGCCGCACCUCGCCCUCCAAGCCCGAGCACCGCGAGCGGGCCGACAAGGAACGCAACCACGACAGUCGGCCCGCGCACAGGUCGCGCUCGCGCUCCGCACGCAAGAGUCGAAGCACUUCUAGUCUAAGUUACUCUCCAGCGCGCCGCAGCCCCGAGCGAUACAGAGACAUCAUAGAGAAAUUACCUGAAAAGGAUAAACGCAAAUACAUCAAAUCUCCGUCAGAUCUACAACCCAAAAAGAAAAGCAGCAAAGAUUUGGCCGAGAACUACAAACCGAAAGCAGUUUGCAUGCGCAGCUCGUCCAGUGAACUCGAAGACCAUGAGAUUGAAUUUUCAAGGAUAGACGAUAGGCUUCGGCAGGAGGAAUUAGACGUCAAAGAACUCAGUAGACUGAAAGAAAGACUGGCUAAACUAGCUAAAGUGUCAAUAGAGCGCCGGAGAGUCGAGGAAAUGAUGAACCGACCGUCGACGUCGACAUCAUCCUGGCAGGACACGCGGGAUGAGUCUCAGCCGAGAGAAACGGAAGUAGUUGUCGAAAAUAAUAAAAGGAAAGAGAAGAGUCCCGUUAAUCCUGCUAAAGAUAAGGCUAAAGAGAAAUCUCCUGCUGCAGUGGAAGAAGUUAAAAAGAGCCCAGAAGUGGCUAAGGCACCGAGCCCUAAAAAAGACGCGAGUCCACCGGUGAACGUGGAGUCGUCGCCGGAGGUGAGGAAGAGUGAGGAGGUGGCGGGCGGAGGCUCGCGGCGGCGGUGGUCGCGGUCGUCGUCGCGGCGGUCAGUGUCGCGGUCGCGGUCGUCGGUGUCUCGGUCGCGGAACAAGUCGUCCCGCUCCCGCUCGCGGUCGCGGUCACGCUCGCGCUCCUCCAGGUCCAGGUCGCGCUCCUAUUCCUCCUCAAGACGGUCUCGCUCAAGUCGGUCGUCCUCGUAUAGCAGCCGGAGUUCUUCCAGGUCUUCGCGCAGCACAUCGAGGUCCACCCGAUCGUCUAGAACAAUGACAGGCGUAUACGCGGAUUACCGUAGAUCGAGCGAGUCGCGCGCACGCACGCGAUCACGCUCGCCUUCCAUACCGCGCCGCGCUGGCUCGCCCAGCUUCUUGGAUAGGCGACGGAUCACGAGCGCGCGCAAGCGCCCCAUCCCGUACCGGAGGCCGACGCCAUCGACACCAACGUCCACCGUCAGCAGCCGCUCGUCGCAGCACAGCUGGUCCCGCUCCCCGCGACCCGACAGAGAAUAA